Messenger RNA from Rana temporaria (common frog), 1527 nucleotides. RefSeq names its product zinc finger protein OZF-like. The record is from RefSeq and is a predicted model, not a curated record. The transcript has 3 exons. Gene Ontology annotation, biological process: regulation of transcription by RNA polymerase II. Gene Ontology annotation, molecular function: DNA-binding transcription factor activity; RNA polymerase II cis-regulatory region sequence-specific DNA binding. NCBI's taxonomy places the organism in Eukaryota, Metazoa, Chordata, Amphibia, Anura, Ranidae. The coding region runs from base 1 to 1527 and encodes 508 amino acids.
AUGGUUAGAAAAUUGGAUGAAUGUUUUUGUGAAAGAAAAAUGAGUUUGUGUACGGCCAGCAUAAGUGACAUCAGUCAGACUGUGAGGGACGGUGCCGUCCUUCCAGCAGAUAAGAGGCUUUCCUGUCCUGAGUGCGGGAAGUGUUUCCCUUCAAAAUCAAAACUUAAUAGUCAUAAAAGAUAUCACACAGGUGAGAAGCCGUAUUCCUGUCCUGAGUGUGGGAAAUGUUUUUCACAGAAGUCCAAUCUUAACAGACAUCAGAGAACUCACACAGGGGAGAAGCCGUAUUCCUGUACUGAGUGCAAUAAGUGUUUCCCUUGUACAGCCACUCUUAAUAAGCAUAAAAGGUCCCACACAGGGGAGAAACCAUUUUCCUGUCCUGAGUGCGGGAAAUGUUUUUCAGUGAAGUCCAAUCUUUACAUACAUCAGAGAUCUCACACAGGGGAGAAGCCGUAUUCCUGUACUGAGUGCGGUAAGUGUUUCCAUUCUAAUUCCAAUCUUACUAAGCAUAAAAGAUCGCACAAAGGGGAGAAACCAUUUUCCUGUCCUGAGUGCGGGAAAUGUUUUUCAGAGAAGUCCAAUCUUGACUCGCAUCAGAGAUCUCACACAGGGGAGAAGCCGUAUUCCUGUACUGAUUGCGAGAAGUGUUUCCAUUCUGAAUCCAGUCUUAUUAAUCAUAAAAGAUCUCACACAGAUGAGAAGCUGUAUUCCUGUCCUGAGUGUGGGAAAUGUUUUUCAGUGAAGUCCAGUUUUUACAGACAUCAGAGAUCUCACACUAGGGAGAAGCCGUAUUCCUGUCCUGAGUGUGAAAAAUGUUUUUCAGAGAAGUCCAGUCUUUACACACAUCAGAGAUCUCACACGGGGGAGAAGCCGUAUUCCUGUCCUGAGUGCGGGAAAUGUUUUUCAGUGAAGUCUCAUCUUUACUCACAUCAGAGAUCUCACACAGGGGAGAAGCCGUAUUCCUGUCCUGAGUGUGGGAAAUAUUUUUCAGAGAAGUCCCAUCUUUCCACACAUCAGAGAUCUCACACAGGGGAAAAACCAUUUCCCUGUCCUGAGUGCGGGAAAUGUUUUGCAGUGACGUCUCAACUUUACAGACAUCAGAGAUCUCACACAGGGGAGAAACCAUUUUCCUGUCCUGAGUGCGGGAAAUGUUUUGCAGACAAGUCCAGUCUUUACAAACAUCAGAGAUCUCACACGGGGGAGUAUGAGGAGAAGGCUGGUAAAGUUUUGGCCUACUUGGUCCAUAGUGAAGACCGACCUCCGGUGGUCAUUUCUCUAUGUGGCCCUGAUGGCCUACAAAUUACAGAUCCGCUUAGGGUGUCCUCCAUGUUAAGGGACUUUUUUGCUGAGCUGUAUUCGUCCACGAGCCCGCCAGAUGUGAGCCCAAUGGAUUAUUUUCUGGAGGACCUUGUGUUUCCUCAUUUAAACGAUGACCAAGUCGAACUUUUGGAGGCUCCUCUCACCACAGAGGAAAUAGCAGAUGCUGUUGCCGUGUUUGCCAGAUCCAAGUUCCCAGGCUCUGAGUGA